AUGGACUCUAAAAUCGACUACACCCAACAAGAGGAGCUGACGCAUGGGGAUAACCCGAACCAUGUGUCCGAGAAGGCGACUCCCCUGAGAUCCUCUAGAGAAGACAACCUGACAUGGCGCGAGGUAUUUACCUGGCGCGUCAACCUUAGUAUUUUGUUUCUAGGCAUUGCGUAUGCUCAGACGAUUGGUUUCAUCCUUUUCUGCUCCAUUCUCGUGUCUGAGUAUCAGAAGUCCUUCGGAGCGGCGUCCAACGCAACUUGGAUUCCUAUUUCGCAUAUUACGGCAGCCACCGUCGUCUUCUCCAUCUGGGGAAGAUGGUCUGAUAUUGUCGGACGACGCUACGUAUUCCUUGCAGCGAACGUGUUUUCCGUCGUCGGAUCAGUCGUAGGGGCCACCGCAAGCUCCAGCAAUCAAAUGAUCGCAGCCGGGGUUCUCUCUGGCAUCGCGAACGGAGCCAAUCAACUGAGCACCGCGGCCAUGUUGGAGCUGGUUCCCAACCAGUUCAAACCGUACGUGAUGGGCUUCUGGGCGCUCAGCGGGUUGCCUUUGCAGUUCGCCCCCCUGAUCUCGGGAAGUUUCAUCGCCGACUACGGUGUUGGUUGGAAAGGCUGCUGGUGGUUGAUGCUGGCCAUCGCAGCCACAACCUUCAUCGGCCUCCUUCUCGUCUAUUUCCCGCCUAAAGGGGAAGAGAUGGACCAGAACGAGGAGUUGAAACAUGGCUUCAAGUAUGAGCUCAUGCACUUUGACUGGUUCGGUGUCAUUCUGCUCGCAGGAUCCUUGGUCUCCAUUCUGCUCGGCCUCCAGUGGGGUGGUCAGCAGUAUCCGUGGGACUCGGCUCGGGUCAUCACUUGCAUCGUCGUCGGUGGUGUUGGUCUUGUGGCGCUUGCCUAUUGGGAAUAUCUUUCUAUCCCGAAGAUCCCACUUGUCUCAAUGGAAUUGAUCAAGAUGGGUAGAGCGUUUGUCAUCCCUUGCACCACCAUUGCCUUCUCUGCCAUGGGCUACUAUUCAAUGAACAUCAUCUGGCCGAUAAUGAUCUCGGCCCUGUUCACAACCAGCGCUCGAACCGCGAGUUACUACCAGAUGGCAUCACCCUCGGCCACAUUAGCCGCGGCCUUCGUGUACGCCCCCAUCGCCAAGCGUGUCAAACACUAUCGAUGGCAAAUUGUGUUCUGGAGCCUGUUUCAAGGCGCCUUUACCGCGGCAAUGGCCGCAUCCGACAAGGACUCGCGUGUCAUGUCGACGGUCUUCGUGUGCCUGAUCGGAGUGGGCCUCACGGGCUUACAACUGAACGCUCAGCUGUGCUUUACGACGCAAAUACCGCCUCGUCUCCUCGGCUCCGCAUUUGGGCUUUCCGGCUGUUUCCGCCAGUUCGUGGGCUCGAUUGCCUCGGCGGUCUACAUCACCUGCUUGCAGAACGAACUCAAGUCGAACCUUCCGAAGAAAGUUACUCCGGCGGCCUUGGGUGCAGGACUGCCCCAGUCCUCCCUUCCCAGCCUCUUCGGGGCCAUCAGCAGCGGAGAUCCCUCAGCUUUCGCGGCUGUCUCUGGUGCGACACCAAGUGUACUCGCUGCAGUCACGGAUGCUGCCAAAGAGGCCUACUCGGAAUCCUUCAAGACUGUCUUCUUGGUCUCCAUCGCCUUUGCUAGUGUCUGUACUCUCUCGUCCAUUUUUAUCAAAAGUUUUGGUACAGAGAACACGGACAACCACAUAACUCUCAAGGUGAAAGUCGUUGGCGAAGACGAGGCGGAAAAGGUGACCAUACGUAAGCUAGAUCUGUAG
This is a messenger RNA of Fonsecaea monophora, 1779 nucleotides long. RefSeq lists its product as hypothetical. The coding region runs from base 1 to 1779 and encodes 592 amino acids. The record is from RefSeq and is a predicted model, not a curated record. Lineage: Eukaryota; Fungi; Ascomycota; Eurotiomycetes; Chaetothyriales; Herpotrichiellaceae. Gene Ontology annotation, biological process: transmembrane transport. The transcript is spliced from 9 exons. Gene Ontology annotation, molecular function: transmembrane transporter activity.